CCCUGCCCUGCCCCGGGGGCGGAGGGCGGCCGAAGGCUGUUCCUCCUCCCCCGGCCCCGGGGCAGAGCGGGCGUCCGAGGAGCGCUGCUCCGCCGCCACCGCCCGAGGAUGCCGCCCGCCGCCCCGCUGCUGCCGCUGCUCCUGCCGCUCCUGCCGCUGCUGGCGGCGGCGCGCCCCGAGGCCGCCCCGCACAGGCCUACCUUUGCAUGUGGAGGAGUUGUGUCUGGAGAGUCGGGGUUUAUUGGGAGCGAAGGGUUUCCUGGAGUCUACCCUCCGAACAGCAAAUGCACUUGGAAGAUCACAGUUCCAGAAGGAAAAGUUGUGGUUCUUUCUUUUAGAUAUUUAGACCUGGAAAGUGACAAUUUGUGCCGAUACGAUUUUGUGGAUAUAUACAACGGCCAUGCCAAUGGACAACGCAUCGGCAGGUUCUGUGGUACUGUGAAACCAGGAGCCCUUGUAUCCAACAGCAAUAAAAUGUUGGUGCAGAUGACUUCAGAUGCUAAUACGGCUGGAAGUGGAUUCAUUGCAAAGUUUUCUGCAGCAGAACCACAUGAAAGAGGGGAUCAGUACUGUGGGGGACGACUGGAGAAGCCUUCUGGCUCCUUCCAAACGCCCAACUGGCCGGAGCGGGAUUACCCAGCCGGAGUUACGUGCUCCUGGCACAUCGUCGCCCCGAAGAACCAGCUAAUAGAAUUAAAGUUUGAGAAGUUUGAUGUGGAGAGAGACAACUACUGCAGAUACGACUAUGUCGCAGUGUUUAAUGGUGGGGAAGUCAACGAUGCGAAAAGGAUUGGGAAGUAUUGUGGAGACAGUCCACCAGCGCCUAUUCUAUCUGAGAAAAAUGAGUUGCUCAUUCAGUUUUUAUCUGACUUAAGUUUAACAGCUGAUGGUUUUAUUGGCCAUUAUAAAUUUAGACCAAAAAAGUUACCAACAACUACAGUUCCACCUACUACCACAACAACCCCUUCUACAUCAAGUUUGAAACCUACAGUUGCCCUGUGUCAGCAAAAGUGUAAAAGGAGUGGGACUCUUGAAAGCAAUUACUGUUCAAGCAACUUUGUAAUAACUGGAACAGUAAUCACAGCAAUAACGCGUGCUGGAAGUUUGCAUGCAACAAUAUCGAUCAUUAAUGUAUAUAAGGAGGGAAAUCUAGCAAUCCAGCAAGCAGGCAAGAGUUUGAGUGCCAAGAUUGUUGUAGUAUGUAAGCAAUGUCCUCUCAUCAGAAGAGGUUUAAACUACAUCAUCAUGGGUCAAGUAGAAGAAGACGGUAGAGGCAAAGUCCUUCCCAACAGCUUUGUCGUGAGUUUUAAGACUAAGAACCAAAAGAUCCUGAAUGCCUUGAAAAACAGAACCUGUUAAAACUGAACUCUGCAGCUGCACUCUAUCAUCUGUCUUGGAAAAGAAUUUUCACUUAGUUUAAGUCAUGAAAACACUGACUGUCAGCACUAAGACUAUGCUUACCCUUUCUUCCCUCCUACCCACCUAAGCUCAUUCCAGCACAAAGUGGCAUCAGUUACAAAUCCUGAAUAUGAAAGUUGAAGAUUUGCAGCACAGCCAUCUGAUCUGAAACAUACCAAAUUCCAGUUACUUGGAAGCUGUUAAUUUAUAAUAAUUGUCCAUUUUUUAAAGGAGUUAUAUAUGUAAAAUAAAAAUUUUAAGUGCAAUAUUUAUAGUAACUCAUUAUAACAUAGCUUUUUCUCUGAAGUUUUUUUAUUACAUGGAUUCCUGCAUUAUUAUCUGUGCUUAAUAAAAUAUUUUAAGA
Messenger RNA from Cygnus olor (mute swan), 1762 nucleotides. RefSeq names its product procollagen C-endopeptidase enhancer 2 (gene PCOLCE2). NCBI's taxonomy places the organism in Eukaryota, Metazoa, Chordata, Aves, Anseriformes, Anatidae. Gene Ontology annotation, molecular function: protein binding. The coding region runs from base 109 to 1359 and encodes 416 amino acids. The transcript has 9 exons. The record is from RefSeq and is a predicted model, not a curated record.